This is a messenger RNA of Paramisgurnus dabryanus, 2459 nucleotides long. NCBI's taxonomy places the organism in Eukaryota, Metazoa, Chordata, Actinopteri, Cypriniformes, Cobitidae. The record is from RefSeq and is a predicted model, not a curated record.
CCAUCCCUAAAGGAAAAAAAGAAAUACCGGAGAGAACACGACGCUAGAAAAGUAAGUAAAAGAACGAAAGAGAAGGCAUUUAUAGAAACCGCUGGUUAAAAGAACAACAAAUAGGCUGAAAUUCAUUGAUAAACAAGCACUGACGCCGAUCAAACUUCACUGGACGAGAUAAAGCAUUACUGGACUAAAGGCAGAUCGUCUGCUUAUACCACUGUUGCUACCAUGCCUCUCCACAAAUCAUCUCGAGCCCCCCGACUGGACCCUACAAUGAUCUCCGCUCCGCUGGGUGAUUUUCGUCACACCAUGCACAUUGGUCGUGGUGGAGACGCUUUCGGUGACACCUCUUUCCUGUCCAGCCAUGGCCCUUCUAAUUCUAAUCCCAACCCUGAAUCACCAGUCACGCCAUCCACUGUAGCGACCACAGAGAUUCAAAAUAACCAUGAUGCCAGUAGUGGAUAUGCAGAAGAGACCUAUGGAGGGGAGCUGCACCAUUCAGAUUCAGUUUCCUCCUUUGAUCUUGACCUGGAUUUGGGGCCAUCCAUUUUAGGAGAUGUACUGGGAGUGAUGGAUGGACUGGCGGUGGGUUUCGAUUGGACAGGGGGGAAAGACAAUGAAGAGGUGUUUAGCCCCAGCAAGAGCCCAUUGGAUGCGAUGAUGUCACCAAGGAAUGCUGCGAAUGAGUUGAAUGAGAGGAAGAGCAUGGAAAGUAUGACCACAGAGGUGAGCCAAAGAGAAGAGCAACUAAACGAGAUGAAUGGUGUCAAAUCAAAAGGGCUCAGGCCUAAAGUGAGAUUUAGUGACAAGAGAGAUGAGAUCAUUGGUCGACAGGAUGCAAUUGAAGUGCUGGAUGUCGUAGGUGAGGAAGAAAUGUGCUUGAGACAAAACAAAGGGAUGCAGGAGAUCACUGGGAGAAUGGCUGACCCAGGACAACUAGAGCUGAGUAAUCAGGGGGUGGACAACACUUCAACCCCCUCUUCAUCAGUCAGCUCAGAAUAUGAGGGAGUCUCGCCAUUGGACAGAAGGAGAGAAGAACAGCGGUUUUCAGAAACAGAUUCAGAAGAAGAGAAUGCCAAUGGAGAGCAAGGAUACACAUUUGAGGACGAGUUUGAUGAUGAGAUUGGCCUAUAAGAUGACACUGUAAGUGAUUUGUGAACAAAAAAAACAAUUCAUAGCAUUCAUCAUUGGCAUCAUGCGACAAAUUGAUGAGCCAUUGCAUGUGAACAGAUUCCUUCAGUAUCGUAAAAAGUUAUUGAGGACUUACUACAUAUCUGGACUAUUUGGAAUUUUCAUUUUCCACACUUUCGCAGUUUUUCUUAAGUUUGGAUCUUCUAUGAAAGGAAGACCAUGUUACACCUUUCUCUUUGGAUUAUAUAACUACAAAUUUGAAAGUUUUCUCAUGAACAGUGUGAUGUAACCAUGAGAAACUCAAGAAUAGAUAUUUUUAUAAUUUUUAUAAGGUUUAGCUGUAACUGGACAUAGCUUUAAUCUCAGUGGAGAAUGAAAACCUGCAGUUAAACACCCCAAAUAAUCACUUGACGAGCACAGUUGUUGAUUUCUGUGUUGAAAUAUUUCAUAUUGAAACCGAAAGUUGGGGCUUGCCAUUAUUUUUAAAUAGCCAGUAACCUUUAGUUUGCUAUUUAUCCAAUUUUGGUCAAUAUUUUUGGUCAAUUUUCCCUAAAGAUAUAGAAGUGUGUGAUUCUUAAAAUUACAUUUGGAUGCUUAUAAAUCCAAAGAUCAAAGUUAUAAAUUACUAUUUUUUUUAAUAUUAUGAUUAUAUAGAGUGCCUUACAUGAAGAUGUUUGCUAUCUCAUAAUUCACACGUAUUUUACGAAGUGGCUAAUUUGUAUUAAUUCAUACAUCCACGUACGAUUUGCUUUUGGCCCUGUGAUGAUGUAGUUUGGGGCGUGGUUUUGUUAUUAUGUUUUUAUGAUAAUCGUAUGUUUUUGUAUGAUUCACUUCGUACAAAUUAGCUAACUAGUAAAAUACGUACAAAUUCUCAUGAGAUCAGGCUGUUUUCCCAUUUUUACUUAAAACUCUUGUAUUUGUAUGAUGUAUCUUGCUCACUUUUGCUAAAAAACUUUUGAGUGCAGGUUCAAGGUUGCUUAUGCCUUUACAAAUGCUGGAAUUAUCUCUUGGGAGUUUUUAUUAAUCCAUAUACAUAUAAAUUUUUUACAUGAGGGCAGUUAGCUUAUUGGUUUGUGCCCAUUAAAAAAGAAAUACCAUAGCUAGACACUACAAAAAUAGUAGGCUUAAUAGUUCAAAAAAUUUAAACUGUGAAUGAAAACCAACUCACUUGUUGAGUUGGAACCUUAAUGUCUGGCUCAUGACCAAAUUAAUAAAGGGAAGCAUGAAAAUUGCAGACAAUCAGCCAUUCUUUGAAAUUGCCUAUUAAAACAUGUACAUAUCUAAAGAUUGUAGACUGAACUAGACCAAAUAUGAAAUUAAAGUUUUUAAAAGUA